Manis javanica (Malayan pangolin) is the source of this 3024-nucleotide messenger RNA. RefSeq names its product nescient helix-loop-helix 2 (gene NHLH2). Gene Ontology annotation, biological process: regulation of transcription by RNA polymerase II. The record is from RefSeq and is a predicted model, not a curated record. NCBI's taxonomy places the organism in Eukaryota, Metazoa, Chordata, Mammalia, Pholidota, Manidae. Gene Ontology annotation, molecular function: DNA-binding transcription factor activity, RNA polymerase II-specific; RNA polymerase II cis-regulatory region sequence-specific DNA binding; protein dimerization activity.
UCAAGCCUUGUUGAGGGGUCUUUUAAAAUGUAAAUGAUCACAAAUGUUAGCUGAUGCAUAUCUGAAUAUUCUUAUAGUAUAUAUUUCCAUGUUCUGAACACAAAUAUUUUCCUAAACAUUAAAAGAAGAUACUGAUUUCAUAAUAUGUGAGGAGAAUUUUUCCAUAGUCAAAUGUUGUUUGUUUGCACUUAACUACUGCAUCAAUAAUGUGAAAAAGAGAAAUAGUCUGAUUAUGGUUAGAGACUGUUUUAGAGGCUAAGGUUUCUAUCAUGGACUACUUUCAACUGUUAUAUUUUAUGGCAGAGAUUCAGUGGGAAUCUGAUCUGCUAAAAUAUUUGGGCUGUGAAAACUCCCACACUGUGACAGAUGUCAAGUCCAAUUAAGUGACUCAUGUUCAGGUUUCUGUCCAAUAGGAUUUCCCAUUAAAUAUCAAUUUAGGGAAAAAAAUUCCAUCCCCCUUCUUAAGCCUUUAUCUCUUCCACCAUCUCCAGGCUCAAUCAGUUGGUACCAGGAGACCCAAGAAACCACACAUGCAUCUCUGCCUCUUUGCUCUGGCUCCCACUGUCUUCUGUCUUUCUCAGCUUCCCUGUCACUGUUACUCCGGGGGACAUUCACGUUCCACCAACCUUUCUCCAAGCAUCUCCAAGCCACUGACUAUAUAUAUUUUGCUACAAGAGCCCCAGAAGAGGAAAAAAGGCACGAGACUUUUCAACACGUCGUUUAAAAAAAAAACCAACAACGAAUUCCCCGGAAUGUUUGACAACAAUUAAAAGGAAAAGGCGUUUUUGAUCUCUCAACUAAGUGAACAAUCAUUCAUAUCAUCCACAUCCUGAGAUAUUAUCAUCUCUCGCUGUGGACACUGGCGAGAUGACAGCUGCUUUUUCAUUUUUGAAUGUAAUAAAUUUUUGCUGCUUUUGAUAUAUUUCGAAAUUUCUCCUCGCUAAUCCCUGGAAUUUUAACUCUAAAAGAUUGGAGAAAAGAUUACCGAAAAGGCUUUUACAAGCUUCCAAGAUGAUGCUGAGUCCGGACCAAGCCGCCGACUCGGACCACCCCAGCUCGGCGCACUCGGACCCAGAGUCGUUGGGCGGCGCGGACGCCAAGGUGCUGGGCAGCGUGUCGGACCUAGAGCCGGUGGAGGAGGCCGAGGGCGACGGCAAGGGCGGCGGCCGGGCCGCGCUCUACCCGCACCCGCAGCAGCUGAGCCGGGAGGAGAAGCGCCGCCGCCGGCGCGCCACGGCCAAGUACCGCUCGGCCCACGCCACCCGCGAGCGCAUCCGCGUGGAGGCCUUCAACCUGGCCUUCGCCGAGCUCCGCAAGUUGCUGCCCACGCUGCCCCCCGACAAGAAGCUCUCCAAGAUCGAGAUCCUGCGCCUGGCCAUCUGCUACAUCUCUUAUCUCAACCACGUCCUGGACGUGUAGGGCCGAGGGCACCGCGGGAGGCCGUGUGUCCGCUAGCGGGUGAAACGCGACCGACUCCGGCGGGCGGCCGCCGCCGGGGUGGCGGAGGAGGCGCGGGCCCAGCGGGUCGGCCGCCGCGGGAGACUUGGACCCGGGCAGAAGCUCACGACACGUUCACUCUGGUCAGCAGCGCGACGAGGGAAGGUUUGGUUGUCGGGCCAGCCCUGGGGCUUGCAGGUUUUCCAGGCCAGGUGAACCUGCCACAGGCCCCGGAGAUGCGCCGUCCCUAGGCAUCCCCUUCUUGUGCUAGGAUCCUUUUAAGGGUUAUGGCUUUAGCUCACUGGAGACUUAGAAUUCUCCUACAAUUUCUCCCACAGAUCUUCAUGUUUUGAAAGAAUGAGGGCAGAAGCUCAGAGUAUAGGCUCAUAACCACAUUAUCUGGGGUUUUUCUAUUUGACAAAUCAAACUUUCGGAGGAGUGAGGAGGAAAGAACUCUCCUCCAGUAUAAAGUAAGUUUAAGGCACUGAAAGGUAGAACAGGAAACGUUCCCUUCCGUUGUGAAAAGAAAGAUAUACUAUUAGCUAAAUAAAACAGACAAACCCUGAAUAUUUGGAAAGGUUAACAAGAUACAUGGAGAACAGACACUUUGUAGAAAGAUUUGAGCUUGGUAAGAUUUUAACCCCAAAGUAUGACGCCCACAUAGACAGGAAAAUCCAGACUUAAAUGGAAAAUAUAAUAUCUGAUUGCUUUUGCAGGCGAAGUGCCCCUUUAUAUAUCCAAAAACAUCUAUUUGUGACCUUAAACAUGUGGACCCAUAGGUGCAGUUAGAAAAAGACAACCUAUUUUUAUUUAUGUUAGAAGAAGUAGAGUAUUUUUUUCAAGACAUUUAUUUUUCAGAGUGGUGAUAAUUUUACUUUGGAUACUCUGUGCCAAUUUAUUUAUAGUCAAGUGUUUACACUUUUUCCUGUGGAAUAAUUAUGUCUAACUUUUUAUGUGUACGUUGAGAUUAUACUGUGGUUUUUCUUUUUGCUCUAAUUAUAUUGCACUUGUAUAACAAAUUUCCCACUUCUCCCUGUUUCUAAACAUAUUUUAUAAAGAUGUUCUUUGAAUUUUUUUUGUUGUGAGAUCAGCAACACUAGCACUUCACUAUUAUAGUUUUCUAAAAAAGUAAGUGUUGUUACUCUUAUCUGUAGUUAUGUCUGAAAAGUAUUUUACAAACUGUUUUUAAGGAGAGUAGCUUCUUUGUGUGUGUGUGUGUGAUUGUGCGUGGGAUGAUUUUAGGAAAUUAAGUUAUUUUCCUAAAAAAAAAAAAUUCAAAACUACUUUCCUCUGUGACAACCAAAAAGAAAAGUCUAUAACCUGAAAAUGUUUCAUGUUCUCAGCUGUGAAACUCUUAAAACAAGGAGUAUAUUUUAGAGACAAGGAAAAAAAACCACAUCUCCUAUCCAAAGAUUUUAGUCUUUUUCAGGGUUUUUUUGUGUCUCUGUUGCUUUAUAUAAUGCAAUAUUUUGUAGUGAAAAUAGAUAUAAUCUGGUUUCUAUCCAACGAGUUUUUCAUAUCUCACGAAUGGUGCGCUGUUUUGCAUAUAAAUAAAUGUAUCAAAUAAAGUUCUCUCUUUUAUUUUAA